Salvia splendens (bonfire salvia) is the source of this 837-nucleotide messenger RNA. RefSeq names its product SURP and G-patch domain-containing protein 1-like protein. Gene Ontology annotation, biological process: RNA processing. The record is from RefSeq and is a predicted model, not a curated record. The transcript has a single exon. Gene Ontology annotation, molecular function: RNA binding. NCBI's taxonomy places the organism in Eukaryota, Viridiplantae, Streptophyta, Magnoliopsida, Lamiales, Lamiaceae. Gene Ontology annotation, cellular component: nucleoplasm. Bases 1 to 837 code for a protein of 278 amino acids.
AUGGAAGAGAUCGAGUCUACACCCCCUGUUAAGUUUGAGGAAGAUGAAGAUGAUAACGAUGCUGGAAAUUCCUCAGAUGAUGAGCCAACGAAGCGGCAGAAGUUGAGCCAGCAUGAUAUUUCUGAACUGUCAUCUAAACAAAUUGAUGUUGUACCACCUUCCCCAAGUGAUUCUACAGUGAGGAAAGUUGCAGACAAGCUUGCAAGUUUUGUGGCCAAGAAUGGAAGGCAAUUUGAGCAUGUAACUAAGCAGAAAAAUCCCGGAGAUACCCCCUUCAAAUUCUUGUUCGAUGAAAGUUGUCCAGAUUACAAGUACUAUGAAUAUAGACUCAGUGAAGAGGAAGAGGCAUUGUCCCAAACCAGAGAUUCACAUACAUCAGAAAGUGGUAAUGCACCUCCCAAUCAAGUGGCCAGUAGGCCUAAUGCCCAAAGAUCACAACAUCAGCAUUCUAAGUAUCAAAUUCCCCCUUCAGCAUUAUAUGAAACCACAUAUCACAAAGGAGCAUCCUAUGGAUCAUCACAAACAAUUGGAAGAUAUGGUGAAUCAAGUGCCCCAUCUGACUCAGAUCCUAUAGCAAUGAUGGAGUACUACAUGAAGAAGGCUGCACAAGAAGAGAAGCUGAGGCCACCUAAACACUCAAAGGAUGAGAUGCCCCCACCUUCAUCCUUACAAGCUUCAAAAAAGGGUCAUCACAUGGGUGAUUAUAUCCCUCCAGAAGAGCUCCACAAGUUUCUGGCAACAUGUAAUGGUGCAGCUGUCAAGAUAAGAAGUUCACUGUUUGUCCGGCCGAGGGGGAGAGGAAGAAUGCGACCGAACAACUUCUCUCCAAAUCUAUGA